Molecule: messenger RNA, 1279 nt
Organism: Arachis ipaensis
Lineage: Eukaryota; Viridiplantae; Streptophyta; Magnoliopsida; Fabales; Fabaceae
Source: RefSeq, a predicted model, not a curated record
UUUUUUGCUGAACAUUUUUUGUUUUCCAAACAUUUUCGGAUUAGCCAAACCCAAACCUCUGACCCCUUCUUUCGCCAUGUAUCUCUCUAGGUUCCAAACAUAACUUAUGAUAGCAAAUUAAUUGUUCUAUAUUCUUUAUGGAGAUCUUAGAUGGAAACCAAAGACCCUGUAGAUGUAAAGUCAUCCAAGAAAUUCCCGUUAGCUUCAAGGUUAGUAGUUUUAGCUUUCUCUGUGAUUUGUGGAGUAUACAUAUUUUCGAUUUGUUCAGAACAAGUAGGUGUAAACACACAUUCCAAGCUCGUAGACGUCAAAGUCUUCAAACAGCAAUGUCCUCCUCCUCCUGUGGAACAAUGGGAACUGCCCUACUUGAAUUAUCCAGAGCCACAAACCUUCAACAGAGAGGAGUGUGCCUGCAAUCCUGUUCGGUUAUUUUGCAUUGUGUCAAUGCAAAGAUCUGGGAGCGGUUGGUUUGAGACACUUUUGAACAGUCAUAUGAAUGUUAGCUCCAAUGGAGAAAUAUUUUCGGUUGUUAAAAGAAGGGAGAAUGUCUCUUCAAUUUUGCUGACAUUGGAUAAAGUGUAUAAUCUUGACUGGUUCACAAGUGCUUCAAAGAAUGAAUGCUCUGCCGCUGUUGGCUUCAAAUGGAUGCUUAAUCAGGGGUUGACAAGGCAUCAUGAAGAAAUAGUAGAAUAUUUUGAAAGAAGAAAUGUAUCCGUAAUAUUUCUAUUCAGAAGAAAUUUGCUUCGCAGAAUGGUAUCUGUGUUGGCAAAUAUUUAUGACAAGGAGGUCAAGUUACUGAACGGAACACACAAGUCUCACGUGCAUUCCACUACAGAGGCGAAUAUUCUUGCACAGUAUAGGCCACGACUCAAUGUUACGCUAAUGAUAUCAGAGCUAAAGCUAACUGAGGAGACAACUCAAAAGGCCUUGGUAUACUUCAAGAACAUUCGCCACAUUGUUCUCUACUAUGAGGAUCUUCUCAACAAUCGAACUAAAAUCAUGGAUGUUCAAGAAUUUUUAAGGGUGCCGUACAGAGAUCUACAGAGCCAUCAAGUGAGGAUACACACUGCUCCACUAUCAAUGCAGAUUGAAAACUGGGAAGAAGUGCAAAAAGCACUGAAUGGAACGCCGUAUCAGAAAUUUCUAUAUUCAGACUAAUUGAUAUUGUAACACAUUUUCUCAUAAGUCUAGUAGAGCAACAUUUGAUUCUCCUUUUAUAUAUACCUUAGCUUGUACAUAACUUUAUCAUGAUUAGCAGGCAUAAGAUUAUUACAGACAA